Molecule: messenger RNA, 750 nt
Organism: Pseudocercospora fijiensis CIRAD86
Lineage: Eukaryota; Fungi; Ascomycota; Dothideomycetes; Mycosphaerellales; Mycosphaerellaceae
Exons: 1
Molecular function (GO): protein binding
Source: RefSeq, a predicted model, not a curated record
AUGUAUAGCAACCGCAAGGUAAACCUGGACGGUGACCUGGACCGCAACUUAACCAUCGACCCAGUAUUCGCCAGUCAUAGUUCGGUCGCUGGCUUUGGACUUGUUCUUUCGAGCCAUGAAGGGCUUAUCGACACCGUGAAACGUAUAGUGCAUCAGGAGAACCACUGGUCGAAAUUUGCGAGUGACCUUGCAGUCGCUCUGGUCGCAGCCUCGCGAGCCGGUAACACUGAUGUUGCGCAAUGUGUCGUCGACGGCGGUGCAAACAUCGACUUCAUCUGCGGGAAGAUGGGAACAGCGCUGGAGCAAGCGUCUUUUCGUGGUCAUACUGAAAUUGUGUCCUUGCUACUUGAACGUGAUGCAGAUCACAGCCUAUUUGCAGUAGGAACGCCACUGCAGCGCGCAUCGAAUAAUGGCUAUGAGCAGAUUGUGAAACUGCUAUUGGCGAAGGGAGCGAGUCCAAACUACGUGCCGAUAUCAGGCACCGCUCUGCAGCAGGCCGCUGGUGGGGGCUACCAGGGCAUUAUUAAGGAUCUAUUGGACGCCGGAGCAGACCCAAACCUGCUAGGAGAAAAGUAUGGUGGAACGGCAAUCCAACGCGCCGCUUGCGAAGGCCACGCAAACUGCGUGAGACUGAUUGCCCAGGCAGGAGGCGAUCCUGAUCUGAUCGAGCCGGGGACAUACGCUGCUAUCUAUCGUGCCAUAUUUCUGAAGCGCGUUGAGUCAAUCGAGGCACUCAUCGAUGCAGGAGCC